AUGUCGUAUCAGCAACGUAGUGCUGCGGAACUUCGGGGACACAGCGAUAGCGCUGGACGUCGUGCCAAGUCUGUUGACGAACUCUUUGAGGACGUUGACCAUGAUGGCGAGAUGUACACUGGUGAAGGUGCCGAGAUCACUGACGAUGACGACCCUCACCAUCAUUCUCCAAGUAAGAAACAUGCGCCUGGUGUCACUCCGAUAUGUUUGCAAUUAUUGAUUCGCCAAUUAGACCAAGCACUGAGUCCACCUCACAUCCCCCGCAGCGAAUCCCCACUCUUCGAGCCUGAGUCCGAGGACGACCCUCUCCUCGACGCUGCAAUGGCAUCCUUGUCCGAAGCUGGCCGCUCCUCUCCCCUGCCCUAUACCGCGACCCUCGACGGCCUCAAGCGUGCCCGUGACAUCAAGCAUCAGAUCGAAAAGAAUCUUAACAUCUUGGGACGCAAGAGCAUGCGUGUCCGUACCCGCACCGUCGAAGAGGACCCUGACAAUCAGACCAUCAAGACAAUGCGCGCGGAGCACCACAUGUCAUGGCAGGCAAUCGUCACGCACCUCAACAACGAGCGCUUGAAGCGUGGCGAGCCCCAGACCUGGACAUCGGCGGCAGUGUACUCACGCUUUGUGCGGAAUGCGCCUCGCAUUGCGGCUGCGCAGGGCGAGAUUGGGUUCUCUCCUCAGGAUUACAUGCACCUCCGCAAGCCCGAGUCCCACCCAGCCGCUCAACUCCCCGGCGCCCUCAACAAGCCCUCAGGCUACAAGUUCGGCGCAGGCGGAGGCCGCAAGCGCGUCCGCGAUACUGAGCACGCCGCCCAAGAUCUCGCCGACAACUUGCGCCACAAGUGCGCUGACACGCUCAGCGAGCAAGCAAAGAUGCUCGAGCAUAGCGACAUGACUGGGUUGAUGAUGGAGGCGGUCGCCACGGUGGAGCAGGAGUUCUGGGGCACGGUGGCGAAUGCGUUGGAGAAGAAGACGGGAAAGUACUUCGAUCCGAAGGUGUUGGAGAGUCGUUAUCACUCUGUUAAGUGGUAA
Messenger RNA from Didymosphaeria variabile, 1029 nucleotides. RefSeq lists its product as uncharacterized. The coding region runs from base 1 to 1029 and encodes 342 amino acids. NCBI's taxonomy places the organism in Eukaryota, Fungi, Ascomycota, Dothideomycetes, Pleosporales, Didymosphaeriaceae. The transcript is spliced from 3 exons. The record is from RefSeq and is a predicted model, not a curated record.